Messenger RNA from Diabrotica virgifera virgifera (western corn rootworm), 1253 nucleotides. RefSeq names its product programmed cell death protein 2 (gene Zfrp8). Lineage: Eukaryota; Metazoa; Arthropoda; Insecta; Coleoptera; Chrysomelidae. The transcript has a single exon. The record is from RefSeq and is a predicted model, not a curated record. The coding region runs from base 147 to 1193 and encodes 348 amino acids. Gene Ontology annotation, cellular component: nucleus; cytoplasm.
UACAUUUAACCACAGUACAUGACAGUUCUGUCAUGUACUGUGCAUUUAACUAAGGAUGUAAAAAAUAUUCAUUUCACAUUUUAAUAAGUUUUGUUACCAUAUAGACUCCAUAUUCUGUGGUUUUGUAUACAUAUAUACUUUUUAAAAUGGUUGAACAAGACGUAGAGCUUGGUUUUCUUGAAAAUUGUCAACCAUGGCAAGUAGAAAGUCGUUUGUUUCCUAGCAAAGUUGGAGGAAAACCAGCGUGGUUGAAUCUGCAGAAACUACCAUCAAGUGAACAUCUUCAGUGUAAGAAAUGCCAAGAACCGUUAAUAUUUUUGUGCCAAGUUUAUGCUCCCUAUGAAGAAGAGCAUAACAACUUCCUCAAUAAUUUUCACAGAGCAAUAUUCGUAUUUAUCUGUAGAAACGUUGAAUGUUGUCAAAGAAACAAUAGUGAUAAUAUAAAAGUGUUUCGAAGUAAUUUGACGAGAGGUAAUAAAUUUUAUCCCUAUGAUCCACCAGAUGAGAAUCCGGAACCAAGUUUCUCAUUAGACACUUGGCUUACAUUAUGUAAUUUAUGUGGUUGCCUAGCUGAGAAACAAUGUAGUAAGUGUAAGAAGGUUCACUACUGCAGCAGACAUCAUCAAAUAUUAGAUUGGAAAGAAGGUCAUAAAACUGAAUGUAAUGACAGUAGUGAAAAUCUUCCUAAUAGUAAUAGUUGGAGACAAUCAAAGAUGUUAUUUCAACAAUGGGAAAUUGUGAUCGAACCUGAAGAGAUAGAUACUACAUGUUUUACAGAAGAAGAAGAAUUGGAGAAAUUUAAGAAGUUAGAGAUACAAGGAAAGAUAGGCUCAAUGGCUGAUGUGCCUGAGGAAGAUUUAGAAUCACAUGCAGUUACUGAUAGUGAUAAGGUAUUUUCCAAGUUCCAAAAAAGGGUGAAACAUAAUCCUGAUCAGGUGAUAAGAUAUCGGAGAGGUGGUCAUCCAUUGUGGAUUUCCAUAGAACCUGUUCCAGAAAAUAUACCAGAUUGUGAACUUUGUAAGGGCAAAAGACAAUUUGAGUUCCAAAUUAUGCCGCAGAUGUUGUCUCAAUUAAAAGAAAAUGUUUUAGAUUGGGGUGUUUUAGCCAUUUACACAUGUGAAAAUAGUUGUUCUCUAGGUGACAGUUAUCAUGAAGAGUUUGUGUUCAAACAAGAUGUUGCAAUAACAAGUUAAGCACACAUAAUUAUGUUAAUAUUAUGACAUAUAACAAUUAAAGUAAAAUUUUAUUAAAUA